Molecule: messenger RNA, 1863 nt
Organism: Microplitis demolitor
Lineage: Eukaryota; Metazoa; Arthropoda; Insecta; Hymenoptera; Braconidae
Exons: 3
Coding region: 1-1863 (620 amino acids)
Biological process (GO): DNA repair; telomere maintenance
Molecular function (GO): DNA helicase activity
Source: RefSeq, a predicted model, not a curated record
AUGGUUACCGUUGCCAUGGUUACUGUUACUAUGGUUAUCAAGGUGGUUACCAUGGUAACCGUUGUUAUAAUAACUGUCAAAAUGAAUAAAUUUAUUCUUUUGCAUGAAGUUCGCGGUCCAGAGUCAUUUACGGCUUUAAGAACUAUAAAAGAUGUUAUCUAUCCUACAUUUCAAGAAGCUUGCAGAGUAAUGGGAUUGCUCGAAGACGAUGCUCAUUGGGAUCAAACUUUAGCAGAAGUCUCAAUUUCUGAUUCAUCUUACAAAAUACGUGAAUUGUUUGCUGUUAUGUUAGUUUUUUGCCAAGUUGGAGAUCCGAUUAAAUUAUGGGAUAAAUAUCGAGAUAAUUUCACGGACGAUAUUAUAAGACGAAUGAGUAGGAAUCGCGAAAACUCUGAGUUAGAUGUUGAUAUUGUUUACAAUCAAUGUUUGAUUAAUCUUAAAGAUAUGGUCAUUGCUAUGUCAGUUAACCGAAGAAGUGAUAAAAAGUGUUCCGAUACUGAAAAAGAACAGAAAGAAGCAUAUGAAUCUAUAUUGAAUAGUGUCGUUUCUGAUUCUGGACGAUUGUUCUUCCUUGAUGCUCCUGGUGGAACGGGAAAAACAUUCUUGAUUAAUUUGUUGCUUGCGAAAAUUAGAAGUGAAAAAAGUAUUGCUAUUGCUGUUGCUUCUUCAGGAAUUGCGGCUACUUUAAUUGACGGAGGCAAAACAGCUCACUCGACAUUUAAAUUACCUCUUGAAAUGAAUCAUUCUGAUAAUAUUCUAUGCAAUAUUUCUAAGCAGAGUUAUAGGGCUCACGUUAUCAGAGAAGCAAAACUGAUAGUAUGGGAUGAAUGCACUAUGGCUCACAAAAAUGCUAUUGAAGCUCUCAACAGAACUCUUAAGGAUAUAAGAAAUAGUGACCGAAUAAUGGGUGGAAUAACUGUUGUUUUAGCUGGUGACUUCAGACAAACUUUACCUGUUGUACCACGAGGUACACGUGCAGAUGAAGUCGAAGCCUGUCUCAAAUCCUCAGUUUUAUGGCCUCAUGUUAACGUACUGUCUUUGAAAAUUAAUAUGCGCGUUCAUAUACAACAUGAUUUGAGAGCAGAAGAAUUUUCAAAGUUACUCAUUGAUAUAGGGAAUGGACAAAUUUCAGAAGUUGACGGACGAAUAAGUAUUCCGGAUAACCUAGGUGAUAUUGUUGAUGAUUUAACUACAUUAACUGAUAAAAUAUACCCAGAUAUCAAUAAAAUUGGAGUUAAUUGCUCUUCAUGGCUAAAAGAAAGAGCUAUUCUGACUCCAACGAAUGAUUCAGCGAAUAGCAUUAACAACUAUCUUAUAGAAAAGCUAUCAACUAAUCAAAUGAAGUAUAAAUCUAUUGACACAGUCGUAGAAGUUGAUGAUGCUGUCCAUUAUCCUGUCGAGUUCUUACAUACACUCAAUCCACCCGGAAUACCAUCUCAUAUUCUCAAUCUUAAAAUUGGAGCACCAAUAAUGUUACUGCGCAAUUUGAAUCCUCCAAAACUAUGUAACGGUACCAGGCUACAAGUGAAAAAUUUACAUAGAAAUAUUAUUGAAGCUACAAUUUUAACAGGUAAACAUGAAGGAGAAGUCGUAUUUAUUCCAAGAAUUCCUAUGGUUCCAUCUGACUACCAUUUCAACUUCAAACGUCUACAAUUUCCUGUUAGGGUUUGCUAUGCUAUGACUAUCAAUAAAGCGCAGGGGCAGAGUUUAAAAUUAGCUGGUGUAGAUUUGAGACAUGAUUGUUUUUCUCAUGGUCAGUUUUACGUGGCAUGCUCAAGAGUCAGUUCACCGGACAACUUGAUUAUUCUUCAACUAGAAAAAAAGACGAAAAACAUUGUUUACAAGGAAGUUUUAAGUUUGUAA